AUGGAUCAAACAGGCGAGCUGCCGGAUAUGGAGGGGCUUGGUGUGAUCAGCUACGAGAAGCUCAUCGAGUCACUUUCGGUGGAGCAGAAGGCUCACUCCAGGCUAGCGGCUCAACUGGCCAAAGCGGGCGACAUGAGGCAGGAGCUCGAGUACCUGCUGCAAAGCCGUGGGCCCUGCAGUCCUGGUGCCAAUUUGGAGUAA
This is a messenger RNA of Symbiodinium natans, 201 nucleotides long. The record is from the annotation of a GenBank genome assembly. Lineage: Eukaryota; Dinophyceae; Suessiales; Symbiodiniaceae.